AUGAAGAGAAGUCAGCAAGGAGAUGGUGAUGAGGGGGUGGCCGAGCAGGAGGCGGGGGAUGAGGGGCUGAGGCUGAGGAGGGACAUGGGCCUGUGGAGCGCUGUGUCCUUGACUGCAGGCUCUAUGAUCGGCUCCGGCAUCUUCAUGGCACCACAGGGCGUCUUGGUCUACAUGGGCAGCCCUGGGGCCAGCCUUGUGGUCUGGGCAGUCUGUGGCCUUCUGGCCACACUGGGUGCCCUGUGCUAUGCUGAACUGGGGACUCUGGUUCCCGAAUCUGGAGGGGAAUAUACCUACAUCCUACGAACUUUUGGCUCCUUACCCGCCUUCCUGGUCAUCUACAUGUUUGUGCUGGUGGGCAGACCGGCCACCAUCGCAGCCAUCUCACUGAGCUUUGCCGAGUACGUCCUGGUCCCCUUUUACCCAGGCUGCUCCUCGCUGCCCCAGGCUAUGCUCAAGGUGGUGGCUGCCACCUGCAUCCUGCUGCUGAUGCUGGUCAACUGCUGGAGCUCGCGGAUGACCGCCAUGCUGAUGAAUGUGUGCACGACCACCCAAGUGCUCUCCUUGCUGGUCAUCGUGGGGGGCGGUGCUGUGGUCCUGGGCCAGGGCCGAGGCCGCACUGAAGCCCUCCUGUCCGCCUUCCACAACACGUCCCAGCAGGCCGGGCACAUCAGCAUGGCCUUCUACCAGUGCCUGUGGUCCUUUGAUGGCUGGAAUAGCCUCAACCAGGUGACGGAGGAGCUCAAGAAUUCAAACCAGAACCUGGUGUGGGCCCUGAUGAUCACCAUCCCCCUGGUCACCGGCCUGUACAUGCUGGCCAACGUCAGCUACCUGCUAGUCCUCUCGCCCAGUGAGAUCCUUUCCACCGACGCAAUGGCUGUGAGCUGGGGGAACCAGGUUCUGGGGGCCUGGGCCUGGCUGGUGCCCUUGGCUGUCGCCCUCUCGUCGUUUGGCUCUGCCAAUGGGUCGUUCUUCAGCGGAAGCCGUGUGUCCUACGUGGCUGCCAGAGAGGGCCAUCUGCCCCAACUUCUGUCCAUGGUUCAUGUGCAUCGCCUCACGCCAACUCCAGCCCUGAUGUUCACCACAGCAAUGGCUUUGAUCCUGGUCAUCUCAGGAAACUUCAACACCAUCGUGAACUUCUUGAGCUUCCUUGGCUGGCUCACCUACGGAAUCACCUUCAGCUGUCUCCUGUACUUACGGAUAAAGAAGAAUCUUCCCCGACCUUACAAGGUCCCCAUCAUCAUCCCUGCCACCAUGGUCCUUGCAUCUGUCUACCUGGUGCUGGCGCCCAUCAUGGCCCAUCCCCAGCCAGAGUUCCUGUAUGUCUUCCUGUUCCUGCUCAGUGGCUUCCCGGUCUAUUUCCUGUUUGUCUACUUCCGGUACCAGCCCAAGUGUUUGCAGGUGGUCACCCUGCAUCUCCAGCUGCUCAUGGAAGCUGCUCCAACCAUGAAGAAUGCUGACUGA
This is a messenger RNA of Dama dama (fallow deer), 1461 nucleotides long. Its product is annotated as b(0,+)-type amino acid transporter 1-like. The transcript is spliced from 6 exons. Gene Ontology annotation, molecular function: L-amino acid transmembrane transporter activity. Gene Ontology annotation, cellular component: membrane. NCBI's taxonomy places the organism in Eukaryota, Metazoa, Chordata, Mammalia, Artiodactyla, Cervidae. The record is from RefSeq and is a predicted model, not a curated record. Gene Ontology annotation, biological process: amino acid transmembrane transport. The coding region runs from base 1 to 1461 and encodes 486 amino acids.